AUGUGGGGCCGGCGGCGGGGCGGGCGCGGCGGGCGCAGCGCGGAGGAGCUGCGGGUGCGGCGGCGGGAGCGAGAGGCAGCUCUCAGGAAGGCCCGGCGGCAGGAGCAGCUGGUCAGCAAGCGGCUCCUGCGGGAGGACAGCGCGGCCCAGGAUGGAGCAGAUGUCGUGCCAGACCCACUCUCAGAGGAUGAGGUUCUGGAGCUGCUCAGGGGGGUGCAGAGGGGCUCGGAGGACAGGAAGCGAUCGCUCGGCCGCCUCCGCUGGGCUCUGCAGAACGAGGAGACUCAGCAGAAGUUUGUCAGGCUGGACGGCAGCAUGCGGACGCUGACCGGGCUCUUCACCAGCAGCCUGGGGGAGCUGCAGCUGGAGGCCGCCCGCUGCCUGCACGAGCUCUCCCACUCCAGCGUCCCCGCCGUGGCCGAGGCGUGUCUGCCUGUCACCUCCUACCUGCUCACCUACCUGUCAGGGCACAGCCUGGAGCUCACGGAGCUGUGUUUGUACACACUGGGGAACCUCGUAGUAGAAAGUGAGGCUGUGAGGAAGCAACUGCUGCCUCAGGGCAUUAUUCCAGUGCUGGCAUCCUGCAUCCAGUCCCCUCACGAGGCAGUGCUGGAAGGUGUGGGCUAUGUCCUCUCACAGCUCCUCCAAGCCAAGGAAGCGCCCACAGAGAUCAUCCCGCUGGUCCUGGACUCGGCUCUCCCCCAGCACAUGCUCCAGCUGGUCUGCUCUGGCCUCAAGGCUGGCAUGGGAGCGGCUGUGGAGUUUGCCUGGUGUCUCCACUACAUCAUUUGUAGGCAGGAAGACAACGUGCUGCUGCUGGGGCUGGGGGCCGUGCCCGCGCUCACCUCGCUCCUGCUCGACCUGGCCUCCCAAAUCCCCCAGGAUGCUCCCGAGGGCCUGGAGCUGCUCGUGUGCCCCGUGCUGCGGUGUCUCAGUAACCUGCUGGCACAGCCAGCCUGCCAGGGCCAGGACGGGCGCCUGCUCGUCGCCCUCUUCCUCAUCCUGCAGUGCUUCCUGCAGCAGCACCCCUUCCUCGUCCAGGAGUGCCUGUGGCUGCUCAACAACCUCACAGCGGAUGAUCCCUUCUUUUGCUCCGCUCUGCUGUGCCUGGACCUGCUGCCGGCCCUGCUGCAGCUCCUGACGUGUUCCCAGAUGGCCACUGUGCUGGUCCUGACCGUGCUGUGCAACGUGGCAGAGAAGGGACAGUUGCAGUGCCAGCGGCUGCUCCAGCAGCCCCUCCUGGCCCAGCUCCUGCCCCUGCUCACACUGCCCGACCCCGAGGCCGUGGGGCAGUGCCUGGAGCUGCUGCACCUCCUCUUCCUGCACUGCCCCGAGGCUGCUGCUGACUUCACCAGGCAGGGUGGGCACCAGGCCCUGGAGCAGCACCAGAGCACCCCAGAGCUGCAGGAGCGGGCACAGGCACUGCUGGACGUGGUCAGGCAGCCCCCAGGAGCCCCCAGUGCCUGCCAGGUCACACUGGCUGCCUCCUCCUAGGCCUUGCCCCCUCCCUUCCCUCCCCUGAACUGCCAGGGGAGGAACAGACUGUUCACCCUGUGCCCGGCUUCCCAAGAGCUGCUCAGUGCCCAGUGCCCAGUGCUGGCUGCAUGGGGGCUGGUCCUUGCCACCACCUGGUGCCCCCAGAGCCUGGAGCAGGGGCAGGGCUGAGCUGCAGCCUGGGCAGACUCCCCCGUGCCAGGGAGGGGUGAACGGCUGCAUCAGCCAUUCCUUGGGCUCUCAGCCACCACCAAGCUCAAGGUAAGCACAAUGUGUUUAUGAAUUGAUAAAUUAAAGAUACAUCUUUGACAUUAAAGGUAGUCAGUCGAGUCUGCA
Taeniopygia guttata (zebra finch) is the source of this 1830-nucleotide messenger RNA. The record is from RefSeq and is a predicted model, not a curated record. Lineage: Eukaryota; Metazoa; Chordata; Aves; Passeriformes; Estrildidae.